This is a messenger RNA of Oncorhynchus tshawytscha (Chinook salmon), 2394 nucleotides long. Its product is annotated as MAGE-like protein 2. Bases 1182 to 1937 code for a protein of 251 amino acids. The transcript has 2 exons. The record is from RefSeq and is a predicted model, not a curated record. Lineage: Eukaryota; Metazoa; Chordata; Actinopteri; Salmoniformes; Salmonidae.
AGUAAUGGGAAUGUGAAUGUCCAUUCUAGUAAUGGGAAUGUGAAUGUCCAUUCAAGUAAUGGGAAUGUCCAUUCUAGUAAUGUGAAAGUCCGUUCUAGUAAUGGGAAUGUCCGUUCUAGUAAUGGGAAUGUCCGUUCUAGUAAAGGGAAUGUCCGUUCUAGUAAUGGGAAUGUCCGUUCUAGUAAUGGGAAUGUCCGUUCUAGUAAUGGGAAUGUCCGUUCUAGUAAUGGGAAUGUCUGUUCUAGUAAUGGGAAUGUCCGUUCUAGUAAUGGGAAUGUCCGUUCUAGUAAUGGGAAUGUCUGUUCUAGUAAUGGGAAUGUCCGUUCUAGUAAUGGGAAUGUGUGUUCUAGUAAUGGGAAUGUGUGUUCUAGUAAUGGGAAUGUCUGUUCUAGUAAUGGGAAUGUCCGUUCUAGUAAUGGGAAUGUGUGUUCUAGUAAUGGGAAUGUCCGUUCUAGUAAUGGGAAUGUGUGUUCUAGUAAUGGGAAUGUGUGUUCUAGUAAUGGGAAUGUCUGUUCUAGUAAUGGGAAUGUCCGUUCUAGUAAUGGGAAUGUCCAUUCUAGUAAUGUGAAUGUCCAUUUGAGAAUGUCUGUUCUAGUAAUUCUAUUUCUAUGUGUGGCACUCUGCCAAACCUUCAACUCCCAGUGACAGGAGUGUGUGACCGUGUCAGUGUCUGCCAGACUUUCCAGUGACAGGACACUCAUCCCUCUUGUCUCUUCUCCAUCCUUUGACAGUCAGUCAUCCCUUCCUCUGAAAAAAGAUGUUGAUAUGUGCUGGUCUGACUGGACUGGGGACGUUACCCAGGGACUUAAGAAGUAAGAUCUGUCAGACACACAGCAUUGAUUGCACAAAGAAAAGAAACAGACAAAAAUAUUCUGUCUCUCAAGCUUGAAGGGAAUUUGUUAGGGUUGGAUGAUGACAGUUUACUGAAGAGGAUUUCAAAUCUUCUUCUGGUGCUUUCUUUUCUUCUGUCCUCCUCCUCCUCUUCCUCCUCUUCCUCCUCCCUAACCAAAACUGUCAACAGCUACAGAAUUAUAUUUCUGUCCCAUAAUGAAUUGUUUAGUGAAGAAGUUACUCUAGUAAAUAUCUUCCUGUACCUUUGACCUUUGAGGCUGGUUCUACAAAAUUGAAGAAGACAGAAGAACAAUUAUAGCACCAACUUUAAGGGUUGAAUUUCCACUGCAAUGUUCACUCAAAGGCUCUAUUCUGUCCGGAUCUCUGAAGAGUUACAGAUCUCUGAAGAGUUACAGAUCCCUGAAGAGUUACAGAUCUCUGAAGAGUUACAGAUCCCUGAAGAGUUACAGAUCCCUGAAGAGUUACAGAUCUCUGAAGAGUUACAGAUCUCUGAAGAGUUACAGAUCUCUGAAGAGUUACAGAUCCCUGAAGAGUUACAGAUCUCUGAAGAGUUACAGAUCUCUGAAGAGUUACAGAUCCCUGAAGAGUUACAGAUCUCUGAAGAGUUACAGAUCUCUGAAGAGUUACAGAUCUCUGAAGAGUUACAGAUCUCUGAAGAGUUACAGAUCCCUGAAGAGUUACAGAUCUCUGAAGAGUUACAGAUCCCUGAAGAGUUACAGAUCUCUGAAGAGUUACAGAUCCCUGAAGAGUUACAGAUCUCUGAAGAGUUACAGAUCCCUGAAGAGUUACAGAUCUCUGAAGAGUUACAGAUCCCUGAAGAGUUACAGAUCCCUGAAGAGUUACAGAUCUCUGAAGAGUUACAGAUCCCUGAAGAGUUACAGAUCCCUGAAGAGUUACAGAUCUCUGAAGAGUUACAGAUCUCUGAAGAGUUACAGAUCCCUGAAGAGUUACAGAUCUCUGAAGAGUUACAGAUCUCUGAAGAGUUACAGAUCUCUGAAGAGUUACAGAUCCCUGAAGAGUUACAGAUCCCUGAAGAGUUACAGAUUACGCAAUAUAAAUGUAAAUGUAAGAUUGAGCCGACAUAAUGCAGCGUUUACCGUGAAUGCAGUAUCCACUAACGCAGGAACAUUACCUUUACAUUUCAAUCGCGAUGUAACGCUGAACCUCCGCUGUACGUACUGAAUAGAGCCCUUAGUCUCCCACUGACGUCAAUGCAUGGCCAAGUGAAAAUUCCAAAUGUUCCCCUAGAUAAGACUUAAUAAAGUUGAAAAUUUAAAUAAUAUGGAUGUGUAUUCUCACAUUUUUGAAGAGCAAUCAUGUGGUAUUCCUUUAUGUUCCCACUGAAACCAAAAUAAUAUGUAAAUUACAUUUUGAAAAUGUAUGCAGGUUUGCAUUUGUACGUAUUCAAAGAAAACAUGAGCAUUAAUUAAGAUACAAGACUAUAUUUGAUGGGAAAUGUUUUGAUGUUUUUUCUGUUUACUGAUCAUGAUAGCCCGUCCAAUCAAGAUAUUUUUGAAAAAUAAAAUGAUGAUACAAACUGUU